Messenger RNA from Puntigrus tetrazona (Sumatra barb), 1291 nucleotides. Its product is annotated as mast cell protease 1A-like. Gene Ontology annotation, biological process: proteolysis. Lineage: Eukaryota; Metazoa; Chordata; Actinopteri; Cypriniformes; Cyprinidae. Bases 170 to 946 code for a protein of 258 amino acids. The transcript is spliced from 5 exons. Gene Ontology annotation, molecular function: serine-type endopeptidase activity. The record is from RefSeq and is a predicted model, not a curated record.
AUGUAUGUUGUGGUUUCAUAUAAAAAUUGAUGCAGAUGACAAGAUGCAACACAAACAAUAUCUAUUUUACUGACACCACAAGCUACAAUGGCUUGCAAGCAGCUCAGUGUCUCCACCCAUCCUCACAUUUAUAAAGUGUUUUGCCAGCGAGAGCUCACUGAUUGUCUUCAUGAUGGCCCUCAUCACUCUGCUCCUGCUGAUCUCUCUGCUUCCACACCUGACCUUCACCGCUCGUGCAAAUGUGGGUAUAGUGAAAGGCAGAGAAGCAAAACCUCACUCCAGACCGUACAUGGUUUCCAUUCAACUUAAUAAGAAACAUGUUUGUGGUGGAUUCCUCAUCUCUGAUGAGUUUGUCAUGACUGCUGCACACUGCUGGAAAGGAUAUCCAGAGAUUCUGUUGGUUGUGGUCGGUGCUCAUGACUUAUGGAACAACAAACAUUCAUACCAUGUCGAAGUGAAGUCCUACAUCUCACAUCCGCACUAUACAUUCUGUGCGCAUUGGAACGACAUCAUGCUUUUGAGGCUACAGGAAAAGGUCAAACUAAACAACUAUGUUAAAUGGAUAUCGUUACCGAAGGAAGGAGAUGUCAAUGGAGGUAUUCUCUGUAGUGUUGCUGGCUGGGGAAAAUUGUCGUUGAAAGGUCGAACGACGAGCAGUGUUUUAAUGGAGGCAAACAUGACUACAAUAAACCAUGCAGAGUGUCUGCAUAAAUGGGGAUCAAAAUACUUCACCUCAAAGAUGAUCUGUGCACAUGGUCGUGGAGGAUCCUGCACAGGAGAUUCUGGAGGCCCGCUGGUUUGUGGAGACACUGCAGUUGGUGUCACAUCUUUUGUGUCCAAUAAGAGCUGCAAUUCACCUGAGAAGCCUAAUGUCUAUACUGAGAUUUCAGCAUUUCUUCCAUGGAUUCACCAAAUUACUAGAAAUAUUAGUAACACUUCACAAUAAGGUUCAAUAGUUAACAUUAACUACUUUAGUUAACAUGAACAAGAAUGACCUGUGAAAUAAUUAGUUAAAUUGCAGUUAAAUGUUAAUUUCAAAUGCAUUAUUAAAAUCCCAAGUUUUGAUUGUCAACAUGAACAAACACUGAAUGACUGUAUUUUUAUUAAACUAACAUAAACAAAGACUAAUAAACAGCAAGAACAAUAAUUGUUUGUUCAUGUUAGUGAACACAUUAACUAACAAAUGACACCUUAUUAAAGUGCUACUGAAAUAUUAAGCGAUUUGACAAAAACGAAGAAAGAAAUGUUGUUUUCCUGAAUUCUUCUGCAAAUCUUUCAAUAAAAGCGUCAC